Thamnophis sirtalis is the source of this 280-nucleotide messenger RNA. The record is from RefSeq and is a predicted model, not a curated record. Lineage: Eukaryota; Metazoa; Chordata; Lepidosauria; Squamata; Natricidae.
GAAUCGUUGGUGAGCUUUCUUGUUUCUGGACCGAGCCAACAUGGAUAUGGGAGGCGGUAGCCGGAUCCCCUACGAUGAUUACCCAGUGGUCUUCCUUCCUCCAUAUGAGAAUCCUCCGACCUGGAUCCCCCCUCAUGAGAGGAUUUACCAUUCGGAUUACAACAACGAGUUAACCCAGUUCCUGCCUCGGACCAUCAUCCUGAAAAAGCCUUCGGGGGCUCAGCUGGGCUUCAACAUCCGAGGAGGAAAAGCUUCUCAGUUGGGCAUUUUCAUCUCAAAG